AAGGGCACGUGUUAAGAUCCGCCAUUGAUGACUCCAGGAGAGAAACAACACGAAAUAGCCACUAUAGAAAACCCAUCUCCGAAUAGAAAAAAACAACCGACAGAGUGUUUGAAACAUGUUUCAUGGAUGUAGGAAGCAUCUCUUCAGCUUUCUUGUUCGCAACAGUAUCUUCUUGAUUUCUGAUUUUUGGGUGGUGGUGGGUUUGGUUUCUGAAAAGUGGUUUUGUUUUCACGUUUCACGUGCAUUUGUAACCUAUCUUGAACCUUCUUGUUGAAUCUUUGGGGCCCUUCCUCUUCUUCCAUUUGGGUUUGAUGGGGUUGUGGGGUUAGGUUGCUAAAAUAAAAUUGAUCGGUUUGUUUCUGAAAGAAGUUUUUGUGUUCACGUUUCAUGUGCAGUUCUGAUUUUGCUUGCUUGAGCCUUGUUGUUGAAUCGCAGAGACCCUUCUUCUUCUUUCAUCUGGGUUCAAUGCUGUUGUUGAAUUGGGGUAUUUGUUUUAGAAAAGUGUGUUCGUUUUGGUAAUAAGUGAGCAGAGCUGGUGUGGGUCAUUUCCUCCAAUUGGGUUUCAUAGUUUUUUGUUUGUUUGUUUUUAAUCAAUUUGGGUUGUUUGGUUCUACUGGUAGGUUUGUUUUCGAUUUUUGAGUGAAUGGAUCCUGUAAAAACACCAUUGUUGUCAACCAAAGGUGAGAAGCCCAACCAGCAUGAGCGAAUACGAGGCCGUGACUCAGUCACUGCCCUCAAACGUGAUUUCUUCUCCCAAUUGCCUGAAAAGAUCAGGUCUCAGCUUGACCCUGAGACUCCUUUUGAACUUGACCUUUCCAAAACCAAUGGCUUGGUUGAAGGAGAGAGAGAAUACUACGAAAAACAAUUUGCCACCCUCAGAUCCUUUGAGGAAGUUGACUCUCUAGCCUCAUCUCAUGUCACCAGUGAAGAGCAAGAUCGUGAACAACAAACCCAACAUGAAAGAGCAAUGAAAACAUCAAAUUGGGCAAAUAUAUUUUUGCUUGUCUUUAAGAUUUAUGCUACAGUAAGGAGUGGAUCCUUGGCUAUUGCAGCAUCAACAUUAGACUCUCUGCUAGAUCUGUUGGCUGGUGGCAUUCUCUGGUUCGCACACCUGUCAAUGAAAAACAUAAAUAUCUACAAAUAUCCUAUUGGGAAAUUGAGGGUACAACCAGUAGGCAUUAUCGUCUUUGCUGCAGUCAUGGCUACACUCGGCUUUUUGGUGCUGAUCCAAGCUGUUGAAGAAUUGAUAAAAAACGAACCAUCUGAAAAGAUGACAUCAGAGAAAUUGGUGUGGUUGUAUGCAAUAAUGCUCACAGCUACAGUAGUAAAACUUGCCCUUUGGUUUUACUGCAGAAGCUCAGGAAACAAGAUUGUUCGUGCCUAUGCAAAGGAUCAUUAUUUUGAUGUUAUAACAAAUAUAGUGGGUCUGAUUGCUGCUGUUCUUGGUGAUAAGUUCUUUUGGUGGAUUGAUCCAGUGGGUGCUAUUAUCCUAGCGGUGUAUACAAUUUCAAAUUGGUCUCGAACGGUUCUAGACAAUGCAGUUUCACUGGUUGGACAAUCGGCUUCUCCUGAGGUCCUGCAGAAACUCACGUACCUGGUCAUAAGGCACGACCCUAAAAUCAAACGUGUUGACACUGUCCGAGCCUACACCUUUGGUGCUCUCCAUUUUGUCGAGGUGGACAUAGAAUUGCCUGAAGAUUUGCCUCUGAAAGAAGCUCAUGCAAUCGGAGAAUCAUUGCAGAUAAAGAUCGAAGAACUCCUCGAAGUUGAACGGGCGUUCGUUCAUCUAGAUUUUGAGUGUGAUCACAAGCCAGAACACUCGGUUCCCAGUAAGAUUCCCAAUAGCCCCCGGUGAUGCUCAGCUUCUCAUCGUUGUCCUUCCUCUUCUAAUCUUCUACGUACUUUAAAACUUUAAAGUCUUACUUGCAGUUGAGAGGCGUGUGAAAUGUAUACAAAUACAUCAGGUUGAGAGAAAAGGUAACAUUCAGCAGAUGUUUUGGCUUGAAA
Molecule: messenger RNA, 2007 nt
Organism: Vitis vinifera (wine grape)
Lineage: Eukaryota; Viridiplantae; Streptophyta; Magnoliopsida; Vitales; Vitaceae
Product: metal tolerance protein 4
Exons: 7
Coding region: 644-1855 (403 amino acids)
Biological process (GO): transmembrane transport; monoatomic cation transport
Cellular component (GO): membrane
Molecular function (GO): manganese ion transmembrane transporter activity
Source: RefSeq, a predicted model, not a curated record